This is a messenger RNA of Linum trigynum, 821 nucleotides long. NCBI's taxonomy places the organism in Eukaryota, Viridiplantae, Streptophyta, Magnoliopsida, Malpighiales, Linaceae. The record is from the annotation of a GenBank genome assembly.
CCAACAAGAACAUCUCCCUCCCUCCGCAGCAAAUCGUCAACAGAAAUGACGACUCCAAAACUCUUCAACCUCACCGCCGCCUUCAUCUCCCUUUCCCUCUUCCUCUCCUCAUCAUCAGCCGACGGCGCCACCGCCACCAGCCUCAUCACCGGAACCUGCAAGCAAACCCCCGACUUCAACCUCUGCGUCUCCACCCUGAACGCCAACCCCCGCGGCCCCAAAGCCGCCGGCGUCCAGACCCUCGCCCUCAUCAUCAUCGACGCCGUGAAGGCCAAGGCAACGACGGCGUACGCGGACUUAAAAAGGCUGCUCAAAACGGCGCCGGAAUUGGAGGGGCCACUCAAGAGCUGCGCCGAACAAUACAACGUCAUUUUGACGGCGGAGAUUCCGGAAGCGGAAGAAGCCGUGAGCGGCGGGGUGGCCAAGUUCGGAGAAGACGGGAUGAGAGGGUCGGCUAGCGGUGCCGAUUUGUGCGAGGACGGGUUCGUGAAGGUCAAGUCGCCGUUGACGGCGGAGAACAAGGCCGUUUCCGGCCUCGCCGCCGUGGGGGCGGCCGUGAUCCGGCAGUUAGAGUGACAGAGCGUUGAGGAGAGUGGCUGCUAUUUUUUUUUUACGAGUUUAUUUAAUAAAGGAUAAUAUGAUUGGUAGGGACGGAGUCAGGAUUCUUGAUUAGAGGUCAAUUUUUUCCCAUAUUAUAUAUACUAGAUUCAGACCCGCCGGCCAGUUGGCCGGAUACGUUUUAUCAUAUGAUAUAAAUAACAAUAAUAAUUUUGUGAAACAAAAUACAUUUUCAUUUGUGAUUAUAAAAGAGUAAUUUUUAA